Messenger RNA from Knipowitschia caucasica, 1305 nucleotides. The record is from the annotation of a GenBank genome assembly. Lineage: Eukaryota; Metazoa; Chordata; Actinopteri; Gobiiformes; Gobiidae.
AUGGAAUUGCCCGGUUUCUACUUUGACGUGGAGAAGAAUCGUUACUUCCGCCUGUUGCCGGGUCACAACAACUGCAACCCGCUGACGACGGAGCAGCUGCGUCAGAAAGAGCAAGAGAAACAGAGACUUCAGAGUCUGGAGAAGGAUGACUGUUCCACAAGAAAAGCCCCAAGAUCAGGACUAAACAUGACACUGCUUCUACAGAAAAGACAGUUUGGGACCGUUCCCAGCAAAUCCUACUGCAGGAUGGUCCACGAGGUGAAAGUGAGCGGGAUGAGGCGACACAAGCUGGAAAUCCUCAACACGGAUCAUAACAGCCAGAGCUCAGACAACUUCAGGAUGAUGGUGGGAGACUCAUCAUGUGAGCGGGUGUUCACGGUCAGCGACGUCUCUCACGGAGGAGCCAAAUACGGAAUCAUGAACUUCAGCAGCAGGACGGCGAGCCCUCUUGGCGUGGAGAUGUGCGACAACCUGUUCUUCACCAACCGCAAAGUGAACUCUGUUUGCUGGGCCUCAGUUAACCACAAAGACUCCCAUGUUCUAUUGUGUUUGGUUGGAGGUGCGGACACUCCAGGCUGCGUCAGUUUACUCCCAGUGUCUCUGUACAGUAACUCCAACCCAGAGCAUUCGGAGACGCUGUGCAGUUUUAAAAUCGCCUCCGCUUUUUCCUGCUCUUGGUGCCAGCAUCCACAGUUUGACAAAACCUUCAGCACAGGUUUGUCUCAGAAGAUUAUAGUGAAGGAUGCAGAGAGCGGACGCACUCAGACAUACAGUGUCUCCAGUGACGUUUUGGCUCAACACUUCACUCCUACGUCUCCUCUCCUCUUCAGCGGAUGCCGGUCUGGGGAGAUCUUCAGUCUGGACUUGAGGCAGCGCAGUCGCAGAGGCCAGAGCUGGAAAGGUCAGAGGUUCCAGCAGGAGUCGGCCAUCACCUCCGUGAGAGUCCUGAACGAUCAGAACUACCUUCUGGCUGCAGACAUGAGUGGACAGAUAAAGCUGUGGGAUGUGCGUGUGUCGCGGCCAGUGCAGCAGUACAAAGAACACUACAAUGAACACGCUCUGCUCCCGGUGCACGUCAACGAAACAGAGGGACUCGUACUCGCUGUGGGCCAGGACUGCUACACACGCAUCUGGAGUCUCCGAGAUGGCCACCUGCUCCGCACCAUCCCCUCCCCUCACCCCACAGCCAACGACCUCAUCCCCAGCGUUGUCUUCUCCUCUCAUCUGGGAGGAGCCAACGGAGCCCCAGGACUUGUGAUGGCUGUGAAGAAUGAGCUCUUCUUCUACCCGUACAGAGGAUCCUAG